CGCCCAUCCUGACUGAAGGACAAGAAAUGCUGACUUUUGAAUUCAGGAGAAUUAAGCACAUGCUUAACGAGCAAGAGGAUGGUGGCCCCUGCAUGCACAAUGGCCUCCUACUCCAUGAUAACCAUGAAGAGAUUUGCUGGCGCUAUGUUCCUGCUUGGCGCUAUGUUCUUGAACUUGACGUUCCUUGCCCAGCCAUUCCAUAACCCCAGAGGAACUGAAGCACAGAACCAUUCCCUGGUGGUCCUGAUCUGGGACUGGCCUUACGGCCAUGCCUUAAACCUCACCGGCGAUCCCUGUGCCACGCUUUGCUCCAUCAAGGGGUGCCAGCUGACCUGGAACCGCAACCUGUACAACCGAGCAGAUGUGGUAGUUUUCCACCACUGGGCACUCCAGCACCGCAGAUCACACCCUCCUGCAUCUAAGCCCCAUCCAGGGCAAAAGUGGGUGUGGCUUUCCCUGGAGUCUCCCACACACAGCAAAGACCUAGCCAGGUGGGAUGGAGUCUUCAACUGGACCAUGACGUUCAGGCGGGACUCUGACAUCUUCAUCCCUUAUGGGGAGCUCGUCGCCCAACCAUCAGAUGAGGUGGACAUCCCAGAGAAAUCUGGCCUUGUGUCAUGGGUCAUCAGCCACUACCACCAUACCCAGCAGAGAGCGCAACUGUACAGGAACCUGUCCAAGUACAUCAAGGUUGAUGUGUAUGGGAGGGCAAACAAGAAGCCUCUCUGCCCGGCCUGCCUACUGCCCACCAUCUCCAAAUACAAGUUCUAUCUGGCCUUUGAGAACUCCGUCCACCGGGACUACAUCACUGAGAAGCUCUGGAGGAACUCCCUCCUGGCUGGAGCUGUGCCUGUGGUCAUGGGGCCUCCCCGAGCCAAUUACCAGCAGUUCAUUCCUGGUGACGCUUUCAUCCACGUAGAUGACUUUGGUUCUGUGAAGGAACUUGCAGACUUCUUGCUCACCAUGAAUGAGAGCCGCUACCAGAGGUUCUUUGAGUGGAAGAAGAGUUUUGCCGUGAAGCUGUAUGAUAGCUGGCCAGAGAGGUUCUGCACCAUCUGCCAGUGUUUCCCCAGCCUGCCCCAAGGGAAGGUCUACUACAGUUUGGAAAAGUGGUUCUGGGGUUAGCAAUCAGGGUGGGCUGAAGUCAGGGGCCUCACUAGGUGCUUAAGAACCUAAGGA
Molecule: messenger RNA, 1179 nt
Organism: Lacerta agilis (Sand lizard)
Lineage: Eukaryota; Metazoa; Chordata; Lepidosauria; Squamata; Lacertidae
Gene: FUT7
Product: fucosyltransferase 7
Exons: 1
Coding region: 79-1125 (348 amino acids)
Cellular component (GO): membrane
Molecular function (GO): alpha-(1->3)-fucosyltransferase activity
Source: RefSeq, a predicted model, not a curated record